UAGGGCCAGGGGCCGGGGGCCGAGUGCCGGGGGCGGGGCCGGGGGCGGCAGGAUUGCGGGCCUGGACUCUGGGCUCCCCGCGCGGGUGGCUCCGGGUCCAGACAGCAGAGGCGGCGCCAUGGGCUGCUGUUCCGGCCGCUGCACGCUCAUCGUCCUCUGCACUUUCCAGCUGGUCACUGCCCUGGAGCGCCAGGUGUUUGACUUCCUGGGCUACCAGUGGGCGCCCAUCUUGGCCACGUUCACCCACAUCGUCAUGGUCAUCCUGGGGCUCUUUGGCACCAUCCAGUACCGGCCUCGUUACAUCGUGCUGUAUGCUGUGUGGGCGGCCAUCUGGGUCACAUGGAACAUCUUCAUCAUCUGCUUCUACCUUGAAGUGGGGGGCCUCUCGAAGGACAGCGAGCUCCUGACCUUCAACCUCUCCCGGCACCGCUCCUGGUGGCGUGAGCAUGGCCCCGGCUGUCAACGAGAGGAGCCAGUGGCCGGCUUCCAGCCCUCCGGUGGCCAGGCCCUGGUGCCGGGCGUCAGCUGCGUUCUGGAGCACAGCUAUGUGGAAGCCCUGCACAGCGCCCUGCAGAUUCUGGUGGCUCUGGUGGCCUUCGUCUAUGCCUGCUACGUGGUCAGUGUUUUCACCGAGGAAGAAGACAGUUUUGAUUUCAUUGGUGGAUUUGAUCCAUUUCCUCUCUACCAUGUUACUGAAAAGCCUUCCAGCCUCUUGUUCAAGCAGGCGUACUUGCCUGCGUAAGUGAGGAAGCACCAGUCCUGCUCCUGCCUCCAGCCUCUGACCCAUGUGGAUGGCGAGGGGCUCCAGGCAGUGGGACUCACCGGGCCUCCCUGCUCCUGGGGCCUUGCAAGUGGCCAGAGCUCCUGCACCAGGUCAAGCAAGUGGACACCGGCUGGAGGAGCCAGCCAGCACCAGGCCAAGAUGGCUGCAACUUCAAAAGAGUUUGUAAUUGCAUUUUUCU
Messenger RNA from Rhinolophus ferrumequinum (greater horseshoe bat), 962 nucleotides. It is a transcript of the gene NKAIN4, whose product is annotated as sodium/potassium transporting ATPase interacting 4. Gene Ontology annotation, biological process: regulation of sodium ion transport. The transcript is spliced from 7 exons. The coding region runs from base 119 to 742 and encodes 207 amino acids. The record is from RefSeq and is a predicted model, not a curated record. Lineage: Eukaryota; Metazoa; Chordata; Mammalia; Chiroptera; Rhinolophidae.